This is a messenger RNA of Klebsormidium nitens, 3010 nucleotides long. Lineage: Eukaryota; Viridiplantae; Streptophyta; Klebsormidiophyceae; Klebsormidiales; Klebsormidiaceae. The record is from the annotation of a GenBank genome assembly.
GCAGAUGCCAGCACAAGGAGGAGGUCCGGAGAGGAAGACCGUGACUCGAAGGAGACUUGUGAAGCUCUUAGAAGUCGCCAGUGGAGACCCAAUGGGCUCUACCGCAACUCCUAGUGAUGGCAGAGAGGAGGCGGAGAUCCCGGGAGGCGAAGGAGAAUCAUCCAUGGCCACGGACGAUUUGCAGAGGGCCGGGCAGAGCAAGGUGGCCCUAGGGGACCGUCGGCCCGCGCAGAAGAAGCAACGCAAACGGGCAAGACCGGCCCCUCUCCCACUGGACGAGGCUGCUCGUGCGGCCGCUCGAGCAGCUGUCGAAGCUCACCGCCAAGCCCUGGAGGCGUUGAGGUACCCCACGACGCAGCGCGAUGGGCAGGCCGUACACCAGACCGAGCUCGGUGAUUUUGGAGGCCCGCUUGAUGCAGCCCCCGUGACGCUCGUGACCGACGCUCCCAUCACCAACGUUGGAGCCCUGGUCGACCGCGUUCAAGCUACGCGAGAUGCUGAGAAGGCGGCCGCGCGCGAGGAGCGGUUGAAGCGCUACAAACGGACGCGACCCCUCGGUGUGCCACCCCAGGCGGCGGAGUCCCUGCCCCGCAGCAUCGAGGACCCGGGCCUUCUCACCCCCGACGCCCCCCCUUCUCGAAACACAUCCCCUGCCCUGAGCCGUGAGCAGCCCCCCUCAGCGCCCCCCCUGGAGUUCCUCGGUGCGGAAGAGGAGCAGUUGCCAGCUGCGCCCGCUGUGCCCGCUGCGCCUCCGGUCGAUCAGCCCCCCUCUCCCCCCUUCGUUGAGGAGGUUGUUACAGCACCGAAAGAUCAGCCCCCGGAGCCCCUGGUCACAGUUCUGCCCCAAAUCGGAGAGGCACUGCCCGAGGUCGUCCCCGGUCAGCCCCCCACCGUCGCCCCUCCCACCCAACAACAAGCGCCAGACCCGCCGCACCAGCUCCCUGCAGCGGACGCAAGCCAGCCCUCUGCCGCUGAGCAGGAGCGGGAGCAGCCGACCGGGCAGUCGCCCUCCGCACUCGGGCCCCCGGAGCCGCUCGUAGCGGCCUCUGAAGAACCCUCCCCGGUGGUCGAAGCUGCGGCAGCAGAACAGGGGCCUGGCUGGUGCAAGAAACUCCAGGCCGCGCUUCGGCAGCAACGGGCGGCCGGGCAUGCGGUUCUCGUGGCGGAGGACGUGAACGACGUUGGGGCGAAGCGCUGGGGCAGCUUUCAGGAUGCUGCGGCCUUGGUGGCGCAUCGGAGGUCCCUCGGGCCGUACGCGCACCUGUACGAGGUCAUCCAGGACGAUGCGUGCUGGCGCAUCUACUUCGACCUGGACUUCUCGGCCCCCGCUGAGGACCCCGGCGAUUUCGAGCGGAGGCUGCAGGCCUUCCACUCGGUCAGAGACCGGUUCCUGACCUCGGUGUUGAACUUGCUCGAACACGCGCUCCGCUUCCAGGCGUGCGAGGCGCACGGUGAAGCGCGCCCCCCCAAGCAGGGCUUCAAGUACAGCGUGCACGAGGUGCUCACGGACUUUUACCUGAGGGGGCUGGAUGCCAGGAGGGCGUUCGGGAGGGCCUUCGGGAGCUUCUUGGAGAAACCCCCGAACGACCUGAAGUCAAGCGUCGAGCUGCUGCGGAAGGACGGCGGGUCCGCUUACAUGUGGGACGGGGGUGUCUACGGGCGGCACCGCUGUUUUCGGCUGCUGGGGUCUUCCAAGUUCGAGGACCGUUUCCGUCCCCUAGUUCCAUCCGAGGGCAGCUCCGAGGCGAUUGCGGACCACAUGGUCUGUCUCUACUCGGAGGCAGAGCUGGCCGGUUCCAUCGAGAUCAGUGCUGACCUCUUGGGGGAGUGGGCGACCGCGAAGCCGGCCCCCCCCACCCCUCCCCGUGUGGGGGCCUUCCGUUCGCAAGCGCUCACUUUCGACGAGGCGAGCACCUCACGGGGGCCUGGCGGGGACCUCUCCGAGCAUGAGCGGGCCGUCCUCCUCGCCUGCUACCAGGAGGACCACGCAGGGGCCGAGAUCACCCGGCUGGUGCAGGAGCGGCCGGGGGACUUCUUCGUCCACUUCCAAGCGCCGGAUCCCAUGUGCUGCAUCGCAGGAAGGCGUCACACGUCACCCGGCAACCAGAACCCGUACCUGAUCUACAAGCGGGACGAGCCGCGCAUCGCACGCUACCAGUGCUUUGCCAACAGCUGCAGGGGCGAGUGCCGGGUGCUGCCUCUUGAUGUUCUCAGCACGCUGGGUUGGACGGAGGACUACGUGGACGAUUCCGGAAUGCGACCCUACCCCGUGUUCCGGCUCCAGCACGUGGGCAAACGAACCAUCUUGGCUCGUGCCAAGAAAGGGGUCGGGAAGUCGAAGGAGUUGAAGGCUUGGGAGGUGGCCAUGAUUAAAAAGAAUCCCGGGCUUUCCUUGUGCUCAAUCGGAGCCAACAUCUCGCUCUCCCAGAAGUAUCGCCAGGAUUUGGUCGACGCAGGCGUGAAGGACGUCGUGUUCUAUCAGGAAGCGCCUCCGGGUCCAAUUAACGCCCCCCGUGUCGUCUGCUGCAUCAACUCCAUCCACCGCGUGCAAUUCAAGAUGGACGUUCUGAUAAUAGACGAGAUGGACAUGGUUCUUGCCAAUCUCAACUCCGAGGUCAUGACCCAACGGGGCAGGGUGCUAUCAUGCCUGGAGGCACUUGUGGCGGGAGCAAGGGUCGUCAUCGGCCUAGACGCCAAUAUCGACUCUGCACGCGUCUUGGAGUACCUCUUCAUGGCGCGGCCGGACGCAGACUUGCACGCCAUUCGCAACCGGGGCUUGUACCCAGCUUCGAGGCAUGCCACCAUCCGGGUCUUCCCGGUGGGAAGUGGUCUUCGCGAGUGCAUCGGCACCGCGGUGCGGGACGUGCUGGACCGUGUCGCUCGAGGCACAAAGGUCGUGUGCCCUUCGACAUGCAAGCGCUUCGUGAAGCAGCUGGAGCAGGAUUUCAACGAUCGAGAACCCGCCCGCCGAGUCCGAUCGACAUCGACAUGGCAUCUUCCUCCACGCUGA